This is a messenger RNA of Hippocampus comes (tiger tail seahorse), 1924 nucleotides long. RefSeq names its product microtubule-associated protein RP/EB family member 1. The record is from RefSeq and is a predicted model, not a curated record. Bases 178 to 1053 code for a protein of 291 amino acids. The transcript is spliced from 6 exons. Gene Ontology annotation, molecular function: microtubule binding. NCBI's taxonomy places the organism in Eukaryota, Metazoa, Chordata, Actinopteri, Syngnathiformes, Syngnathidae.
ACUAAAAGAAGGCGAAGAAGAAAACAGACAUAAAAGAGGAAGGGAAAAAAAAAACCUAUCGAUUUUAUUUUUUUCUUCCGCUGCCGGUGGACUUGAGUUGGACAGAACCGGUCCUAACAUAACACACCGGAACGAGUAAGAGCUUUGGCCAUCGAGUGAUCUGCUUACGGACAAACAAUGGCCGUGAAUGUCUACUCCACCUCGGUGACAAGCGAAAACUUGAGUCGCCAUGACAUGCUCGUGUGGAUCAACGACUCUCUACAGAUGAACCUCACCAAGAUCGAGAUGUUGUGUUCAGGUGCCGCCUACUGUCAAUUUAUGGACAUGUUGUUCCCGGGCUCGGUGCCUGUAAAGAAAGUGAAAUUCGGCGCCAAGUUGGAGCACGAGUAUAUCCACAACUUCAAGCUCCUCCAGAUUGCCUUCAAAAAGAUGAACAUCGACAAAAUCAUUCCAGUGGACAAGCUGGUGAAAGGCAAGUUCCAAGACAACUUUGAGUUUGUGCAAUGGUUCAAGAAGUUCUUCGAUGCCAACUACUGUGAGAGCGAGUAUGACCCGGUGGAGGCCAGGAAGGGCCAAGAUGCGGCACCUCCGCCCAAUGCCGCCACGUCGGCACUGAACAAGCCCCCGAAGAAGGCCAUCAGUCGGGGUAGGCGCCCCCCCCCCCCCUGCUCAUCAAACAUGCCGGGUGUUUUUGAGGUUUCUUUCCACUCUCUCAUCCUUCCCCGUCCGUCUCAUUUCUCUUCAGCUCCUCAGAGGCCUCCAGUUGCCAAAGUCGCCCCGAAGGUGGUGCCCAUAACAGGCAGGAAGUCUGCAAGUGCUGCUGCCAACAAGGAGGGGGCGGAGAUCCUCUCAGAACUGGAGGAACUGAGGUGUACCGUUCAGGACAUAGAGAAGGAGAGAGACUUUUACUUCGGUAAACUGCGGAACAUCGAGCUUAUUUGCCAGGAGAAUGAAGGCCAGGGCGAUCCUGCACUGCAGAGGAUUGUGGACAUUCUCUAUGCUGUCGAUGAGGGAUUUGAGAUCCCGGAUGCCGAAGAACCGGAAGAGUUUUAGCACCAAUAGACCACAAGUUGUUUUUUUUCCCCUAUCCCCUCCAAACGUCGACGGCGUGGCCGAUCUUCGACGUCCUCGCUGGAGUCCUGUGCAAACAGACUGCUGCCGGACUCCCAAUUCUUCUGUCAACAAAAUCCUCUUCCUCCAUGCUGGGAAGUAUCUAAUGUUUCUUAUACACGAGUGCAAGAAAAUUCUGUGCAUGUGUGUAAGAAAAUUCUAAGCACGUGUCUUCUAUGUACUGUAUGUUUUUUUGUUUUUUAAUUAUCCUCUUUCAAAAAUGUCCUCUGAAGUCCUGACUUUCAGUUAACCAACCAGGUUGCUUGUCUGUCUCUCUCUAUCUGCCUUCUAUUUUGACAUUCCCAACUGGCCCAACUAUUCAAAAAAAGAAACAGAUAGCAGUUUUGCUUUAUGUUGUCCAUAUUUGAUUGGAUUUUUACUUUUAGCAAAUUCUCUUUUCUCUUAUUGGUCCCUUUUGGUGUGGGACUGUCAGUUUGGUCUUCACCCAUAGUCAAAAAAGUCUAACCGACAGAGCCAUGUUAUCUGUCGUGUUGAGUCCAACCAGGUUAAAUGUUGUGUGGUCAUUGUACUGCAUGCGUGCGUGUGUGUGUAGAAAGAUAUUUGUAUCAUGACAUUAUCCUAUGAGCAUCCUGCCGGGGACUUUCUCCGGGGUUUGGGUGCCGAAAUGGUGCAAAAAUUUGAGCGCGUCGAUCAAGACGGUCCUGCCAAAUCCUCGAGACGUGCCCCAGUCUCAUGCUUUGAAGGCCUUUAACUGAGUGAAUGUUGCACACAAUCAGACAGUGCCUGUGUGUUUUUUUUUUUUGUUUUUUUUUUUUUUUGCCUUCUCAUUAAUAAAUAGACUGUUUGCAAAUCA